GGCAGCAGCUGUCUAAAGAGGGCGAGCGCAGCCUUUCCCCGGCGUGUGGAUCGUUUACGGCCAGGUUUCGGGCUGCCCUCCUCUGCUGCAUCUCAAGGCACCGUUUCUCCUGUCUUACCAGAGCAAUGCCGACCCACCGCCUUGUGAUUGUCCGGCAUGGCGAGAGCACCUGGAACCAGGAGAACCGUUUCUGCGGCUGGUUUGACGCCGAGUUGAGUGACAAGGGCAAGGAAGAAGCCCAGCGCGGAGCCUUGGCUGUCAAAGAGGCCGGCUAUGAGUUCGACAUCUGCUACACUUCGGUCUUGAAAAGGGCCAUCCGCACCCUCUGGUACAUCAUGGAUGGCAUCGACCAGAUGUGGCUGCCCGUGAUCCGCACCUGGCGCCUCAAUGAGCGCCACUAUGGGGGGCUGACAGGCCUCAACAAGGCAGAGACAGCAGCCAAGCAUGGGGAGGAGCAGGUCAAGAUCUGGAGGCGCUCCUAUGACAUCCCACCACCCCCCAUGGAUGAAAAGCACCCUUACUAUCAAAUCAUCAGCAAGGCUCGGCGCUAUGCUGCUUUGAAGCCUGGAGAGCUGCCUUCUUGUGAGAGCUUGAAGGACACAAUUGCCCGUGCCUUGCCCUUCUGGAAUGAAGAGAUUGCACCUCAGAUCAAAGCUGGAAAGAGAGUCUUGAUUGCUGCCCAUGGCAACAGCCUUCGGGGAAUUGUCAAGCACUUGGAAGGAAUGUCUGAUGCAGCCAUCAUGGAACUGAACCUCCCAACUGGAAUUCCCAUCGUGUAUGAGUUGGAUGACAACCUGAAACCUACAAAGCCCAUGCAGUUCCUGGGUGAUGAAGAGACCGUGAGGAAGGCCAUGGAGGCUGUGGCAGCCCAGGGCAAAGUCAAAAAGUGAGAGGAAGAGGAAACGGGCACUGACAAAAUAAAACAUUUGAAAAACCCA
This is a messenger RNA of Pogona vitticeps (central bearded dragon), 938 nucleotides long. It is a transcript of the gene PGAM2, whose product is annotated as phosphoglycerate mutase 2. Gene Ontology annotation, biological process: glycolytic process. The record is from RefSeq and is a predicted model, not a curated record. Gene Ontology annotation, molecular function: intramolecular phosphotransferase activity. Lineage: Eukaryota; Metazoa; Chordata; Lepidosauria; Squamata; Agamidae.